Messenger RNA from Terrapene triunguis (Three-toed box turtle), 3009 nucleotides. It is a transcript of the gene RBMX2, whose product is annotated as RNA binding motif protein X-linked 2. Gene Ontology annotation, molecular function: RNA binding. Gene Ontology annotation, cellular component: precatalytic spliceosome; U2 snRNP; catalytic step 2 spliceosome. The transcript is spliced from 6 exons. The record is from RefSeq and is a predicted model, not a curated record. Gene Ontology annotation, biological process: mRNA splicing, via spliceosome. The coding region runs from base 69 to 1016 and encodes 315 amino acids. Lineage: Eukaryota; Metazoa; Chordata; Testudines; Emydidae.
CUCACAUCCCGGGCGGGCUCCCCGAGAAGUGCGCGUGCGCGAGAGUUCGGGGCCUUGUAGUUGCCACGAUGAACCCCCUGACGAAGGUGAAACUGAUCAAUGAGCUGAACCAACGGGAGGCUGAGCUGGGCAUACAGGAGAAGGUGUCAUGGCAUGCAGAGUACAGUGAUAGCGCCUGGAUCUUCGUGGGAGGUCUCCCCUAUGAGUUGACAGAAGGUGAUAUCAUAUGCGUGUUUUCACAAUAUGGAGAAAUUGUGAACAUUAAUCUGGUGCGAGAUAAAAAGACUGGAAAAUCGAAAGGUUUCUGUUUUAUUUGCUACGAAGAUCAGAGAAGCACCAUACUUGCUGUUGACAACUUUAAUGGGAUCAAGAUAAAAGGAAGGACAAUUCGGGUGGACCAUGUCGCUAACUAUCGCCCUCCAAAGGACUCUGAGGAUAUAGAUGAUGUAACAAAAGUCCUACGUGAGAGAGGCUGUGGGGCUAAAACUCCUCCACCUAGUUCAUCUGACUCUUCCUCAGAAGACAGUGAGGUACCAGUGAAAAAGCAUAAAGAUAAAGAGAAGAGCAAAAGAGAGCAGAAGGAGAAGAGGAGGGGCCUGCAAGGUGUGAAGAGAGCCCUCCCUGAAGGAGAGCCGCCUCCCACAGCCUGGAUUAAAAAGGAAAAAGAAGACUCUGCCUAUGACCAAUAUGCUAACCCAAGGCAGCAGUCCUGGAAUGGGUCUGGGCGAAAGCAUGCAAGCAGGACUUAUCUGGAAGAGGAACCUGAGCAAGAGCAGUGUCGCAAGAGAGCUGUGGAGAGACGAGGGGACAAGGGGCACCAGGAGCAAAAGAGUCUGAGCAGUGCCUGGAAGGAGGAAAAGGCAGAAGACAAGAACAGAAAGGGGGAAGGCCGAAGCAGCAGACAAGAGGAAUGUCUAGGGAGCACUAGAUCAAGAGAGCGAUGGGAGAAAAGCGCCAGGGACCAGCAUGCCAGGGAAAGAGAGCUGUCUAGCUCUCGGGACUCCAGCCGCUAUUGACCUGCCUGUCCUGUGGCUGCAGACUGAGCAGUACUCCAGGCCACUGGUGCUCCCUGUGGAGAAAUACUGUGGAUAGCUAGUAAUUGGAAGGGGGAGGAAAACCCCACCUGUUGAAUCCAUUUCUAAGCUUGCCUCGAAGCCUCUCUCCUACUAAACUCCAAGCAUUUAUGCCUCUGUGAGUGCAGUGAAAUAGCACCGUAUUUUCCUCCAUCAGCUUUAUAUCUCUGCUCCUUGUUCCUGCAGUCCUUCCUCAAGGACCAGAGAGCCAGGCACCCUCCUGCUGUUGUCUUAGCUGGUGGAAAUGGCUGAGGUCUAGGGCGGACACUCAAGUUGCAAUUUACAGUAAAUGCCCUGUGUUGUUAAUAACAGUGAGAUGCCUCCCAGGUAAUGAGCUUUGUCUGGCCACUUCAUUGCUGGCCCCUGUAGUUCUCAGAAAUAACCUGUGUCAUCAGUUCUGUUGGUGAGGGUUCCUUGCCUAGACUGACACAAGUGGUGAAUGUGUCUUCAGUAGUCCAUAUAACCUGGAUUUAUGUCAACUGAGGAAUUCUAAUGUGGCUGUUUGCUACUGCCAUGAAUUUCCAAGUGUUGCAUUGUGGAGUCAGGAUAGUUUAUUGUUUUAAAUGUCAUUUAAUGCUUACCUCCUCCCUCCGGAUCUAUGGCUGUUUUACUAUUCUAGGAAUAAUAAAACUACUUUGAACAAAUGGCCUGCUUCAGGUCAUCCCUGAGAGAGAGAGCGUGUGACCAGUCUGGGGCUGCUUAUCAAUACUUUGUUCUAUAUGUGUGUCUGAUUGCUGUAAGGGGAUUUGCUGUAUGAAUAAAAGGGGUUAAUUUAAGAAGAGGCUGACUACCUCCAAUCCUGUGCUGAGUCUGUCAGAGGGGCAGGGCUGCCCCAGUCUGGGGAACUGAGAAUAAAGAACUUUGGCUGGUUUUACAAAGACUGUCUCUCAAGGAUGGGGGAACAGAUGGUAGGGGUCUGAAGUAGGCCUGCCCAGGACUCUAGGUAAGACAGACAUGCAUGUAGAUGUCUUUUUUUAAAAACUAUGCUAUGCUUUGUUCCUACGGUUAAGAUUAAACAAUACUUUAGAUUUAAAAUUAGAAUGUUUUGGGUCACUGUAUUCUGUGCUGGUCACAAGUUCCCGAAGGGAGGAACUAGAGGUGCCAAGUCAGACCUGCUGGGUAAGCCCAGUUGAUGCAGAGUGUGGUAUACCACACGGCAUGGCCUAGGAUUGGGAGAACUGUCAGAGUCCACCUCCAGGAAGAUAAAGGUCUGUGACUUCAGGAGGGUGCCUUCAGAGAUCAGAGAGGGGUCAGAGGUGCAGCUCGCGCCGUAACUAUGACAGUUUGUACAAAGCGCUGUCCUACUCCUGCUGGAAGAUACUAUUCUAACUUUGUAUGUUUUUAUUUUAAGGGUCUGAAAGCAGUCUAAGCGCUACCUUUAAACCCUUGAGGGAAAAGGCCCAAUACAGCUAAUAUAGCUUAUAUUCCUUGGAGAGCAGGGAGAGAAAUGUAGUCUGCCUCAUGGUAAAACCUGCCAUGGUCCCCAUAGCAUGUUGCUGAGCAGUGUCCUAAUGUCUAGAUGCCAGAAGGGACCAUUAUGGCCAUCCAGUCUGGCCACCUGUAUAACACAGCCCAGAGAAUAUCACCCAGCUGUUCCUGUAUGCUAGGGUCCAAGUAAACGAGUACAGCCACCUUACUUUUCCAAGCUGUGCUAGCACACAAUGCCAUCUAUAGUGGAUUGUGCAUUCUCUGAGCUCCACUCAGUGGGUCCAAAUACACUCAUGGACUCUGCUGCCGUUUGUGGGUUUGGUUUCCCCUCACCCAAGCUUGUACUAUGCUGAGCUUCUUAAGCUUCACUCCCCCUUUGGAGGCAAUAGAUACCCCAUUGGGGUCUGCUAGUGUCAUAAAUAUAGGUGGAAAGGUAGCAACCUUUAUGUAUGCAGUAGCAUAAAAUCCCUCCUUGGCAGCUGUACUGGAUUGCUUUACCUGUAAGGGA